Molecule: messenger RNA, 6308 nt
Organism: Neoarius graeffei (lesser salmon catfish)
Lineage: Eukaryota; Metazoa; Chordata; Actinopteri; Siluriformes; Ariidae
Gene: trpm7
Product: transient receptor potential cation channel, subfamily M, member 7
Exons: 40
Biological process (GO): calcium ion transport; monoatomic cation transmembrane transport; monoatomic cation homeostasis
Cellular component (GO): membrane
Molecular function (GO): protein serine/threonine kinase activity; calcium channel activity; ATP binding
Source: RefSeq, a predicted model, not a curated record
UCAGUGGCGGAGGGAGCGCGGCAGCAGUAUGAGACAUUCAGCUUCCGCUGCUGCUGCGAGCGCCGGAGCGGAGACACCCUGCUGCUUCCCGCAGCGCCGCCGGUACAUGGCUAAAGGCCGCGCAGCGCCGCCGCCGCCUCACACCGCACGCUGAACAGAAUGUCCCAGAAAUCCUGGAUAGAGAGCACUUUCACCAAGAGGGAAUGUGUCUACAUACUGCCAGUGUCCAAGGACCCGCACAGAUGCUUUCCAGGAUGUCAGAUCUGCCAGCAGCUUGUCAGGUGCUGCUGUGGCCGGCUGGUCCGGCAACAUGCUGGAUUCACAGCGAGUCUGGCGAUGAAGUACUCGGAUGUGAAUCUGGGUGAGGGGGCGAGGUCGGGGGCAGAGCAAGAGGAAUGGAGUGUGGAGAAGCACACGGAGCAAAGUCCCACUGAUGCCUAUGGCAUCAUCAACUUCCAGGGAGGAUCACAUUCCUACAGAGCCAAGUAUGUGCGUCUCUCCUACGACUCCCGGCCCGAGGCGAUCCUCAGGUUGAUGUUGAAGGAGUGGCAGAUGGAGCUCCCGAAGAUCCUCAUCUCUGUGCACGGAGGGAUUCAGAACUUUGAACUUCAUCCUCGCAUUAAACAGGUGGUGGGGAAGGGGCUCAUCAAGGCAGCCGUCACCACAGGGGCCUGGAUCCUCACCGGGGGGGUCAACACAGGUGUGGCGAAGCAUGUGGGUGAUGCGCUGAAGGAGCACUCGUCCCGCUCUGCUCGGAAGAUUUGCACCAUCGGCAUCGCGCCAUGGGGGGUGAUCGAGAACUGUAAUGACCUCAUUGGGAGAGAUGUGGUAGCCCCCUAUCAGACCCUCCUGAACCCCCUCAGUAAGCUGAAUGUGUUAAAUAACCUGCACUCUCACUUCAUUCUGGUGGACGACGGGACGGUGGGCAAGUACGGCGCUGAGGUCAACCUGCGGAGGGAGCUAGAGAAACACAUCAACCUGCAGAGGAUACAUGCCCGUAUCGGGCAGGGUGUGCCAGUCGUAGCUCUGAUCUUUGAAGGUGGGCCGAAUGUGAUCCUGACUGUGUUGGAGUAUCUGCAGGAGAACCCACCUGUCCCUGUCGUGGUGUGUGAAGGAACCGGGCGUGCGGCAGACAUUCUGUCUUUUGUCCAUAAGCAAACCGAGGAUGAUGGUUGUCUUCCAGACGGUGUUGAGCUCGACAUCAUUGCGACAAUCAAAAAAACCUUUAACUUCAGUCAGAAUGAUGCUGUGCAUCUCUUCCAGACGCUCAUGGAGUGUAUGAAAAACAAAGAGCUGAUAACUGUGUUUCAUGUUGGCUCAGAGGAACAUCAGGACAUUGAUGUGGCCAUCCUGAAGGCUCUGCUUAAAGGCACUGAUGCAUCUGCCUUUGAUCAACUCGUAUUGACACUGGCGUGGGACCGAGUGGACAUCGCAAAAGAUCACGUGUUUGUUUACGGGCAAAAGUUACUAGUAGAUUCCUUGGAACAGGCCAUGCUGGACGCAUUGGUGAUGGACCGUGUAGAUUUUGUGAAGCUGCUAAUUGAAAAUGGUGUAAGCAUGCACCGGUUCCUCACCAUCUCACGCCUGGAGGAACUUUACAACACGAAGCAGUUACCAGCGAACCCGACGUUACUGCAGCUCGUCAGAGACGUCAAACAGGGGAAUCUCCCUCCGAACUACAAGAUCACUCUGAUCGAUGUGGGUUUGGUGAUUGAGCACCUGAUGGGCGGGACAUACCGCUGUAACUACACACGCAAGCGCUUCAGGAUCAUCUACAACAACCUGCACGGCAACGUCCGGCGAUCGGGCCGCGCUGCACCUGGCGCGCCUCCUCUGCGGAAAAGUCACGAGGCUUUCAGUAUUCAGGCUGAAAAGAAGGAGAAAACACGGCACAACCACUUCAUUAAGACCGCUCAGCCUUACAAACCAAAGCUGGAUUCGAGUGCUGAUGUGCAGCACAGGCGUAGUAAGGAAGACGUGGUGGAUAUCGAUGACCCUGAGACUCGGCGCUUUCCGUACCCGUUUAAUGAGCUGCUGGUGUGGGCCGUUCUGAUGAAGAGGCAAAAGAUGGCGCUGUUCUUCUGGCAGCACGGGGAGGAGAACAUGGCCAAGGCGCUCGUCGCCUGCAAGCUCAGCCGCUCCAUGAGCUACGAGGCCAAAAAAAGUGAUGUGGUGGACGACAUGUCCGAGGAGCUCAAAGAGUACUCCAAUGAGUUUGGCCAGCUGGCGGUGGACCUGUUGGAGCAGUCCUUCCGGCAGGAUGAGAUGAUGGCGAUGAAGUUGCUGACCUAUGAGCUAAAGAACUGGAGUAAUUCGACGUGUCUGAAGCUGGCCGUAUCGUCACGCCUGCGCCCGUUUGUCGCUCACACGUGCACGCAGAUGUUGCUGUCUGACAUGUGGAUGGGUCGCCUCAACAUGCGCAAGAACUCCUGGUACAAGGUGAUCCUGAGCAUCCUGGUGUUCCCUGCCAUCCUGAUGUUGGAGUAUAAGAGUAAAGCGGAAAUGGCCCACAUCCCUCAGUGUCAGGACGCUCACCAGAUGACCAUGGAGGACAGUGAACACAACCUGCAGAACCCCGACGGCAUCCAGAUGGAUGUAUUUAAGGACUCUCGCAUGAACGAGCACGCGGAAAUGAAGAGUGAGGCAGAGGUUCUCGUGCGCUCACGUCGGUUGCCCAUCACACGCAAGUUCUACGCUUUCUACCACGCCCCCAUCGUCAAGUUCUGGACCAACACGCUGUUCUAUCUGGCCUUCCUGAUGCUCUACUCGUACGUGGUGUUGGUGAAACUGCCGAGCUUUCCGUCGCUGCAGGAGUGGGCCGUCAUCCUGUACGUCUUCACCUCUGCUAUUGAGAAAAUACGUGAGAUGUUCAUGUCUGAAGGAGGAAAGAUCAGUCAGAAAAUCAAAGUGUGGUUCAGCGAUUACUUUAACACUUCUGACUUCAUCGCCAUCGUGAUGUUUGUGGUGGGCUUCGGCCUGCGCCUCGGCUCUGACGACGUCUUUGUCAUCGGGAGGAUCGUUUACUGCCUUAACAUCAUCUUCUGGUACGUCCGGCUCCUCGACAUCCUCGCCGUCAACCAGCAGGCUGGACCUUAUGUCAUGAUGAUUGGCAAGAUGGUAGCGAACAUGUUCUACAUCGUCGUGAUCAUGCUGGUGGUGUUGGUGACGUACGGUGUUCCCCGUAAAGCCAUCCUCUACCCCAACUCUGAGCCUCACUGGUCCCUCAUCGUCGAUGUGGUCUUCCAGCCUUACUGGAUGAUGUAUGGGGAGGUCUACGCCUACGAGAUUGAUGUGUGUGCUAACAACAGCAACACCGAAGACUACAUCAAGGACCUGUGUAGGCCGGGGGUGUGGCUAACUCCAGCGCUGCAAGCGGUUUAUCUGUUCAUACAGUACAUCCUGAUGGUCAACCUGCUCAUCGCCUUCUUCAAUAACGUGUACCUGCAGGUGAUGUCCAUGUCUAACCUGGUGUGGAAAUAUCAGCGUUACCACUUCAUCAUGGCGUAUCAUGAUAAACCCGUUCUCCCUCCACCACUAAUCAUCUUCUGCCACAUCGUCUCGCUUAUCCGCUUCCUCUGCAAAAGCAGGAAAAAGGACAGCAGUGCUUAUGGACCAAAGCUCUUCCUGACUGAAGAGGACCAGAAAAAGUUGCACGAUUUCGAGGAGCAGUGUGUGGAGACGUAUUUCCAUGAGAAAGAUGAGAAGUUUCACUCUGGGAGUGAAGAGAGGAUCAGAUUGACCUCUGACCGGGUGGAGACGAUGAGUAUCCAGCUGAGGGAGGUUGGGAACAGGGUGAAUUUUAUAAAGCGGUCUUUGCACUCUCUGGACUCUCAGAUCGGUCACCUGCAGGACCUGUCUGCUCUGACUGUGGACACUCUGAAGGCUCUGACGGCGCAGAGAGCUUCCGAAGCCAGCAAAGUGCACAAUGAAAUCACGCGAGAGCUUAGCCUGUCUAAGAACGUGGUGCCUGGCACCGUCGACACCAUCCCACCCUCGAAAGCUUCCAUUUUGGUUCAGAGAAGCGUUUAUCCACCCCCGUCCAACAUGGCUGACUCUCUGUUUGGACGAGGAGCUUCGGAAGGUGCGCGUCUGAGAGCUGAGCUGGCAAUGACUCCAGAAAAGAGGCCGGCGUUUUCUCCGGAGGCGGGGUCCUUGGGCAUUGCCACACAUGCGCGCACACUCGCGCAUCCAGAGGGUGAUGGUGACGGCAGCGUGCCAAGUGCUCGUGGUGCCGCGGCGACCUUCUUCGUCAGCACCCCCACACAGCCACACAGCUCGCGGACGGGCCAGGCUCACUCAACUCUCGAGGCUGCUGUGGAGUUCGGGGCGUUUGUGGGUCAUAAGGACAACUCUGAAAGUCAAAGGUCAUCUCCUAAGCGGAGCUCUGUGGGCUGCAGGCAGCUCAGUCACAGCAGCAAGGGAGAGAGCAGCAUGAGGACCGUGAACUCUUACGCUGGUUUCACAGAGCAUGACAAAAAUCCAUCAUACCUGCAGCCAAGGCUGAGUAAGCGGGACAGGAGUCGAGUGUCCGCAGAAGAUGUUCAGUUCCAGGAGGACCUACGAACAGCUUCACUACUGGAAAGAGCUCAGGGAAAAUCGGUGCAGGCCAGCAGCAGUGUAAGUCCAGCAGAGGACGCUACCAGUGCCACAGUAGGCCUGUACUCGGCUUGUCACAGCCCUCUUAGUGCACGUAAGGACUCGAUUGGGUCUCCCUUUAAGCCAAUGGAAGGUUUUCAGUAUUCAGCGGUGGAGCGUAAUAACCUCAUGAGGUUGUCCCAAAGCAUCCCAUUCACCCCUGUGCCCCCUAAAGGAGAGCCAGUAACGGUGUACCGUCUGGAGGAGAGUUCUCCAACCAACAUUAACAACAGCAUGUCAUCGUGGGCGCAGCGUGGCCUGUGUGCGAAGAUAGAGUUCCUGAGUAAGGAGGAAAUGGGCGGCGGCCUGAGGCGGGCACUGAAGGUGUUGUGCACGUGGUCCGAGUACGACCUCCUCAAACCCGGACACCUGUACAUCAUCAAGUCCUUUCUCCCUGACGUGAUCAACACCUGGCAGAGCGUCUACAAAGAAGAUACGGUGCUUCACCUCUGCCUCAGGGAAAUCCAACAGCAGCGAGCAGCUCAAAAGCUCACCUUCGCCUUCAAUCAGGUCCGCCCCAAAACUAUCCCCUACUCACCCAGGUUCCUGGAGGUGUUCCUUCUGUACUGUCACUCAGCUGGACAGUGGUUUGCAAUAGAGGAGUGCAUCACGGGCGAGUUCCGCAAGUUCAACAACAACAACGGAGAAGAGAUCGUUCCCACCAACCUGCUGGAGGAGACCAUGCUGGCGUUCAGCCACUGGACCUACGAGUACACACGGGGGGAGCUGCUGGUGCUGGACCUGCAGGGAGUCGGUGAGAUUCUAACUGAUCCAUCGGUCAUUAAGAGUGGAGAGAAAGGGUCUUAUGAUAUGGUGUUUGGGCCGGCGAAUCUUGGUGAUGAUGCCAUCCGAAACUUCCGCACCAAACACCACUGUAACUCCUGCUGCCGCAAACUCAAACUGCCUGACCUGAAGCGGAACGAUUACACACCGGAGAAAGUGACGCUGCAGCAGGACGAUCAAACAGAAAGCCCGGUCACGUCUGCACAGGAAUAGGGCGGGGCUAAAGAACAGCGCCAUUCUAUGCGCUUAAUGCUGUGACAUGUACACACACACUAAAGAAGCAGAACCUGGAAACCCUCCAAAGAGAGUCUGUCUGUCUGUCUGUCUGUCUGUGCGUGUGGGGGGGUGUUAUGCCAAUGCUCCUGCGUCUCAGUUGUGAAGUGACGCCAUGUUGUAAAGAUUUUAAAGUGUGCAGAGUUUUUUAAGAGAUUAUUUUAUUCUGAUGUUUAUAUCAUCGAUAUUGAACAUUGUAUCGCGGUUCCCAUGGUUACGAACCGUGUGUUGCCUUGUAUCAAAUUUUGUCAUUAUGAACUGCAGAUCAACAUUGAGACUUAACGACAUUAUUUUUUUUAAAAUACAAUUUCAGUCUCUCACGCAUCGUGUAAACUGGGCAAAUUGCAAUGCAGUUUUUAGUUUUAAAUUUGUCUGCUGUUCAAACAUGAGUUUUUAAUGUUAGAGGUACUAUCAUUUAUUAUUAUUAUUAUGAUGCUGUACAUGGAGGAUGAUUUUAAGUAGCUGUAUAGAGCGGCUCACACCGAGUAUUUUAUUCAGGGGACUGAGGGCACAUUAUCCUGGAGGGUUUUUUUUUUUAUUUUGUACCACCUAUCAUUUGAACAAAUAAAAAUACAAAAACAAACUGUGUCCUAAAUAAAGACAGUAAAACUGAGGCA